Miscanthus lutarioriparius is the source of this 4386-nucleotide messenger RNA. NCBI's taxonomy places the organism in Eukaryota, Viridiplantae, Streptophyta, Magnoliopsida, Poales, Poaceae. The record is from the annotation of a GenBank genome assembly.
AUGGCGGAAGCAGUAGCUGGUCUGCUCACGUCCGGUUUCGUUAAGAUCGCGACAGCUAAGCUGGGCUCUGCCAUCGGGGAUCAGGCCAGUUUGCUGUGGAACUUCACCGACGACCUGGAGGGCAUGAAGAAUGUUCUUGAAAUCAUCUCGGAAAAGCUGGAGGACGCCGAGAGGAGGUCAAUCAAGGAGAAUCGAGUGCAGCUAUUGCUGAAGCGGCUCAAGGACGUCGCCUUAGACAUCUCCGACGUGCUCGAAGACUACCAAGACACACGUGACCAAGCAACUGCAAAGAACCCUGGGGUGCUCUCGUGUAUCCCAACUGCAUACAAGAAGAUUGCCAUCGCUAAUAGGAUGAAGAGUUUGAGAAAAGAGCUGAUGAAAAUCAAGAUGGAAUUUGGUAAUUUUGAGAGCAUCAGCACACAAGGCACUAGCACUAAUGUUCAGCUUCCUGACAAACGUGUGACAACAUCAUAUUUUUUGCCUGAAAAAGUAGAAGGGAGGGAAGGAGAAAAACAGGAAAUCAUAAACAUGUUGUUACAUGCAAGAUCAAACCAUGAUGAGAGUGAGACAGUGAUUGUUCAUAUCUAUGCCCUCGGAGGUAUGGGCAAGACUACUUUGGCACAACUGGUUUAUGUCUCCCAAGAUUUCAAUUUAUUGAAAAUAGGAAACUCUAUAAUUUCUCAACUACAACGAGAAGGAGCCCACCAAAAUAGGGAUCUCCAGAAUACAGAUCUGCAGGUGAUAAUGGACUGCCUUGAUAACCUACUCUGUAACAAGAAAGUUCUGAUCGUUCUAGAUGACUUAUGGGAGACAGAUGACGAUGAGUUGAGCAAACUGAAAAAUAUGCUUCGUGUGGGCAAGAAGGGCAGUACGAUAGAUGUCAUAGUAACCACACGAGAGGAAGGAAUUGCAAAGAAAGUUUCCACCAGUAAACUACAGCCUUUGAAGGAUGUUGUAUGCUUACUAUAUAAGCUACAGCCUUUGAAGGAUGUUGUAUGCUGGGAAAUAAUUAAGCGAUCCAGUAAGUGUAACCAAAAGGAAUUUGAGAUGAUAGGAUUGGAUAUUGCAAAGAAAUGUGGAGGUGUGCCAUUGGCAGCUCAAGCACUUGGGGGCAUGUUACAAUCCAAAGAUCUAUCUGAGUGGACAAAUAUAAAUGACAGUGAUAUCUGGAAUGAAACAUCAAACCAUAGAGUGCUUCCAUCCUUGAAGUUGAGUUAUCACAGGAUGCCACAGCAGCUGAGGAUGUGCUUUUCCUAUUGUGCCAUAUUCUCAAAAGGACACAGUAUUGUUGAACAUGACUUGAUUCACCAAUGGAGCGUGCUGGGUUUCAUUGAGAGAAAGAAGGGGAAGGAAUACAUCGAACAACUUUUGAGAAUGUCCUUCCUUGAAGUUUCAAAGAUACCCUCGACUUCUCAAGAGCAAGUGGUGCGGUACACCAUGCAUGACCUGGUGCACGACCUGGCAAGAUUGACAAUGGUUGACGAGCUAAUAGAUUUCACUGCACAGGAGAGAAAUACACUUGGCCAGAAAUAUUGUCGCUAUUUAUUGCUCAAUUAUGACCAGACAAUGAAGUUGGCAAGUACUUUUCCUUCGAAGAUUAGGUUACUUCGAUUCUCAGAUAGUGGCGAACUGGAUAUACAGAGUGGUGCAUUUUCAUUUGCGAACUGCCUGCGUGCUUUGGGUUUCUGUGAAUGCUCUGGUACAUUGUUUCCAGCUUCAAUUGGCCAACUGAAGCACCUGAGGUGUUUUAUUGCUCCAAGAAUGCAAAACGAGAGUCUCCCGGAGUGUAUCACUGAGCUAUCAAAACUGCAGCACCUAAACAUAAAUGGAUCUUCUCAGAUUCGUGCACUGCCAGAAUCAAUCGGCAAGCUUGGAUGUCUGCAAUAUAUAUGUUUGUCUGGUUGUUCUGGUAUAUCAAAACUGCCAGAAUCAUUUUGCGACUUAAAAUGUAUGGUGCAUCUUGACAUGUCAGGCUGCUCUGGGAUAAAGGAACUGCCAGACUCGCUUGGUAAGCUCAGGAAUUUGCAGCAUCUUGACUUAUCUGGAUGCUCAAGUGUAAAAGCAAUACCUGAACCCUUGUGUGGCCUCACACAACUCCAAUAUUUAAACAUGUCAGACUGUGAAAAAAUCAGAGAACUUCCAGAGUCACUGAUGAACCUCCAAAAUUUGUUGCAUCUAGAUUUGUCAUGCUGCACCAAAAUGCGGCACCUGGGAGGUGUGCGUGGCCUCACCACACUACAGCACCUGAAUAUGUCACGGGUAUGGGUAUUUGAUAUUGGUCUUCAAGAUUUAUCAGAUGUUUUGGCCAACCUCACGAAUCUCAAGUACUUGGGCCUAAGCAAUUCAAUCAUACACGGCAGGGCUAGUUAUGUCUUCCCUUAUGGGAUCGGUGGCCUUACCAAUCUGGAGCACCUGGACCUAUCUUAUAAUUAUAAUAUUGCAUGUCUUCCAGAAAGUAUUGGUAACCUCAAAAGAUUGCAUACACUGGAUCUUACGGAAUGUUCUUUCCUUAAGUCCCUACCAGAGAGUCUAGGUACACUUGGGGGGCUGAAGUCUUUAUUGCUGGACGGGUGCUCGGAUAAACUCAUCGAUCAGGCCAGUUCAGUGGUAAAUUACUCACCAAUGUUACCAAUCUUCUGGGUUUGUGCUGAUGAGGUCAAUGGUUGCAGCAAUCUUCAUCUGCUCGAGGGUGUCCAUGUCAGUGUGUUACGAAUACAUUCUCUUGAAAAUGUAAGGUCUCUAGAAGAAGCAAAUAAAGUAAAGUUGUCUGACAAACAUAAUCUCUCGGAGUUAACAUUGGCUUGGUCGACCAAGCGUGCGGUUCAAACUUUGGAGGACAAAGAUUUGUUGGAACAACUAGCGCCACCAACAGGUUUGAAGAGCAUGUACCUCAAAGGUUACAGCUGUACAAGCUUUCCAGGCUGGCUCAUGGAUAUUUCUCGACACCUCACAAACCUUGUUUAUAUUCGGCUGCAAGAUCUGCCUAAGUGUAGCAACCUGCCACCACUUGGGCAGUUUCGGCACCUGGAAAAGCUGUCGCUCCGGAAUUUGCCUGGCAUUAAAAGAAUCGACAGGGAAUUCUGUGGUGGCAAAGGAGCAUUCCGUCGAUUGUCAUCCUUCCAUGUCUCCAAAAUGGAUGGGUUGGAGGAGUGGAAUACAACAUACUCUGUUGAGGAGGGUGUGGAGGAGUUCAUGUUCCCUGUGCUGGACAGUCUGACUAUAGAUGAAUGUCCGAGGUUGAGGUUGAAACCAUGCCCACCAACAUUUCAUGAGUGCUAUAUAGAAUACAGCGACAAAGUUAUAUCUUCAUUGGAGGUAGACAAAACCAAUCAUCACUGUUCUUCCUCUAGUCCAGCCAUCAAAUUGGAUUUGACACUAUCGGGCGACUCCUGCAUAAGGCUAUUUCAUCACUUCCCUCUACUCCGAGAGUUGACAAUCACUGGAGGAGAUUACCUGACGAACGUUCCGGAAAGCAUGCGCAGCCUCACUUCCCUUGAGUCGUUGACGUUGCAAUGCUGCUAUGGCAUAUCAGCACUGCCUGAAUGGCUAGGCGACCUCUCCUCUCUAAAAAGCCUUGUCAUCGUUAGCUGCAGCAUCAUGUCGUUGCCUGCAUCUAUACAGCAACUCACCAAGCUUCAGAAGCUAGAGAUUAGGUACUGCACCCAGGAACUGAAGGAGUGGUGUGAAUCAGAAGAGAACAAGGCGAAGCUGGCUCACAUAAAUAAUUUUCAAGUUUUCGAGGAACAGGACUCUGACUCUGAAUCUCCGUCCUGUGACUCCGUCUCUCCCCCGAAUCUCCGUCCUGUCAACACCCAGCAAAAUUCUACCACUCCCCCGCUGCAGCCGGCCACUGCUCCAAGCGCUCUGGCUCUACCUUGGUAUGUAAUUUUUUUGAGGAAACUUUGGUAUGGAAUUGGGGGUGUGCCUGACGUCGCGGCUGUGCAUGAGCCGGGCCCUGAGCUGCCGGUGACUGGCCUGGUGACCGACACCACCACGCCGGUCCCUGAACGGGCAAGUGCGUUUGCCACCCUGGCUAUGGACGGGCCCCUAGUUUUCCAUCCGGGCGCCACUGAACAACAUGAGAGCCAGGCACGUAAACGCCCUGUCCGGCGCAAGCGUGCGACAGACAGUGCUCGUAAGCCCCGCCGCAGCACUCGUCUCAUGGAGAAGGAGGAGCCCAGCUUCGAGUUCCCUGCGAACAAGGCCUCCCGUCUUCAGAAAGCUAAAUUUGACUUCUCCGGUGCGUCGUCUGGACGCCUUCGUACUGCCCUUGCUCGUUCUCAUCUGCUCUCUAACCCUAUGUCCCCCUCAGGUGACGAUGAGAACCUCGUCAAGGUCGCUGCUAGUCUCUCGGGUGUGGCAGCCUCGCCGUCCCUGGCGGAAUGA